Myiozetetes cayanensis is the source of this 767-nucleotide messenger RNA. RefSeq names its product neuroguidin-like. NCBI's taxonomy places the organism in Eukaryota, Metazoa, Chordata, Aves, Passeriformes, Tyrannidae. The transcript has 6 exons. The annotation marks the transcript as partial. The record is from RefSeq and is a predicted model, not a curated record.
GGUCCCUGAGGUGAAUUUUGGAGUCCCUGAGGGGGUUUUGGUGUCACUGAGGAGGUUUUGGGGUCCCUGAGGGGUUUUUGGGGGUCUCUGAGGGGGAUUUUGGGGCAUCCUGGCCCCUCCCCCUCCAGUUAAGCCCCGCCCCUCCGGCAGGUGCUGGAGAAGCUCCGCCCCCUCGAGCUGGGCCUCAAGUACCAACUGGAGAAGCUGCUGCGGGCGGCGGCCCAGGGGGGGCGGGGCCCCGACGACCCCCUGAGCUUCCGCCCCGCCCCUUCCAACAUGGCCGCCCAGGAGGAGGAGGAAGAGGAAGGGGAGGAGCCUGAGGGAGGGGGCGGAGCCAAAGCCCCCGGGCUGGGCGGGGGGCGGGGCCGGUACCGCCCCCCCAAACUGGUGCCCGUCAGCUACGCCCCCGAGGGUCCCGACCCGGCCUCCCUGGAGCUCUCCCGGCGGCGCCGCCGAGCCCUGAACGGCUCCGUCCUCAGAGAGCUCCGCUUGGAGCUCAGCGAGGAACCCCCCGAGCUGGGACCCGCCCUGGGGGCACCCCCAGAUCGAGAACAACAGCACAGGCUGCGCUUGGAGGAGUUCGGACAGCUGAGGCCUCCGCGCCCAGAGGGCAGUGGGCUUGGCCGGGUGGCCGCGGGCGGGGCCCGGGGGACCUGGAGACCUCACCCAUUUCGGGCCUUCCCCGCCUCCUGGCGGCCAAUCAGGAGGGGAGGAGCCUCGAGGAAGAAGAAGAGGAAGACGAAGAUUCCCAAAAGAGGGGAGGAAGG